Messenger RNA from Sphaerulina musiva SO2202, 2135 nucleotides. Its product is annotated as phosphodiesterase/alkaline phosphatase D precursor. Bases 133 to 2016 code for a protein of 627 amino acids. The record is from RefSeq and is a predicted model, not a curated record. NCBI's taxonomy places the organism in Eukaryota, Fungi, Ascomycota, Dothideomycetes, Mycosphaerellales, Mycosphaerellaceae. The transcript has 4 exons.
AGGUCAGAGGAGCUUGCCAGAGACGGGAGCAAUGAGCAACUCAUAAGAAUGUAGACAACGCCCGCACGCAGAAUGUGCUUCUCGUAGUAGCGCGUCUUUUCGAAUCCUUUUCAUCCAGAGAGACAGGUUGAGAUGAAGGUCUUCAUUGUUGUCUCGGUCCUCGCGUCGUCUCUGCUCGCAGAGGCGAGCUGGAGGAGAAACUUGAACUACGCGUCUCCUUCGCACAACCACCCGGGACUGGGCAUAUCGCUCCACAAGGUCAACAAGCGGAACACUCCUGGUCAGGCAUUCCAUGCAUCGCAGCUUAACUUCACUCAUGGCGUGGCCUCGGGCGAUCCAUACCCAGACUCCGUCAUCCUCUGGACUCGUCUCGCUCCCAUUGCAGCAUCGAAUGACACGGCCAGCAACGCCACUGUGAGCGGCUACGUCCCACUCUACAACCAUGGUCCCAAGCAGGUGUCCACUGCCCCAGUCUGCGCCGAGUGGAAAGUGUCCAAAACGAAGGACUUCGAACACGUGGAGAGCUCCGGCACAGCAUAUACCUCGAGCGACAUUGACUACACCCUCAAAGUCGAAGCUACGAAUUUGACGCCCUGGACCAGGUACUACUACCAGUUCAAUGCCUGUGGCAGCAACAACACGAGUCCGCUCGGUCGUACGAAGACGACACCGCACCCCACUGACUAUGUUACCAACGUGGGCCUGGCGGUAUACUCGUGCAGCAACUUCCCGUUUGGCUUCUUCAACGCAUAUGGCAAUCCAGCGCGCAAAGACAGCGUUGACUUUGUGAUCCACCUGGGCGACUACAUUUACGAGUAUGCUGGAAAUGGAGACUACGGUUAUGGCUACUCCAUCGGCCGCAUCCCGAAGCCAGAGAGCAUCAUUUACACUCUGGACGACUAUCGCAUGCGCUACGCCACUUACCGCACUGAUGAGGACCUGCUGCUGUCCCACCAGAAAUUUCCAUGGAUUCCGGUCUGGGAUGACCACGAGGUGUCGGACAACACGUACCGCGACGGUGCUUCCAAGCUCAACAACACUGAAGCAUCUUUCAUUCAAGAUGGCGGUGUUUCCGUGGAUCAGCGCAAGAUGAACGCUGUCCGAGCAUAUUUCGAGUGGAUGCCCAUCCGCCAAGUUGAGCUAGAUGACAACCUUCGCAUUUGGCGCAACUUCCAGAUCGGUUCUCUGUUCGACUUGAUCAUGCUGGACACUCGCCAAUAUGACAGGUCUAUUACCGAUUUGUAUUGGAACACCGACUACAUCCACGCCAUCUCUAACGAUGCUGGCCGGAGCAUGAUGGGCAGUAGGCAGGAAAACUGGUUCUACAACUCUCUCGGCGACUCUGCCAACCGUGGCGCACGAUGGAGAGUUAUUGGCUCGCAAACCGUCUUUUCUCGCGUGAACGAGUCCGUCUCGUUCGGGAACGUGAACCCCCUCGAUUACGAUGCUUGGGACGGUUACCAGGCCAACCGAAACAGGACUCUGAACUUUUUGACGCAGAACGACAUUGGCAAUAACAUUGUCAUCAGUGGUGACAGUCACGCCUCGUGGGUGUCUGACCUCGCUUGGCUCGGGCAUGCGAACUAUUCCGCUGAAAGUGGAGCCGGCUCACUCGGGGUUGAGUUUGCUGGUUCGGCCGUCUCGUCACCUUGCCCAUAUGGCCAGAACAUCACGCAGAAGUCUGCAAACAACUACUCCGACAUCCUGGAAGCUGCAAAUGCGGAGUUACACUGGAACGACAUCUACUACCGGGGCUAUUUUGAGCUCCAUCUGAAUUACGAUGAGGUCAACGCGAGCUUCUUUGGCCUGCCCACGAUCGUGACCAGGAACCCACUUGAGAUCAGCUUGGCCAACUUCACGGUCAAGAGUGGCGACAACAGAUUGCAGAGGCCGAUUGCGGGCGGGGUUGCAGAGAGUGGAAGCCUCAAGGGUGGGCGCAUCAUGCAGAGCAACAUGACCAACAACACCGAGACUGGUGUGUACACGAUCAGCAUGUUUGACCAGGAGGAUAUCUAGGAGGGCCAUGCACAUGGGCCGGAUGACAGUAACGAGGCACGAGCCUACAGGUACCUAGAGGCUAGGGUAAGGUAUAUGUACCUUAUGUUACCUUGGCAGGGGAGUGGAAGCACAUCAGG